This is a messenger RNA of Dendroctonus ponderosae (mountain pine beetle), 1595 nucleotides long. RefSeq names its product protein bric-a-brac 2. The transcript has 8 exons. Lineage: Eukaryota; Metazoa; Arthropoda; Insecta; Coleoptera; Curculionidae. Gene Ontology annotation, biological process: regulation of transcription by RNA polymerase II. Bases 407 to 1465 code for a protein of 352 amino acids. Gene Ontology annotation, cellular component: nucleus. Gene Ontology annotation, molecular function: protein binding. The record is from RefSeq and is a predicted model, not a curated record.
UGUGUUUCCUGCUUGUUUAUUCAAGUUGGAUUUCAGUUUUGAGUGAAAUCUUUGAAUGAAUUUUUGCUUAAGGAAAAUAAUCUUUGGCAUAUGGAAAGAUUGCGGCAUGUAAACUUGGCGCCAUCGUUCUGUUAUCUAUUAUGAUGCCAGAGAUUGGUGGCUGUCUGUGAAAUCCAACGUUUUUCUUAUAAUUGAAAUAAAAGUUACUACGGUGGUAAUUAAACAUACAUUAUCAGUUUUUAUCAGGAAGGUGAAAUCAGUGUGUUAUCGGCGGUUUAUCUGACGGAAUUUGCGCUGCUCACCGCUUAAUAAGUUACUUUUUCCCCCUGCAGUUAAGCACGGCUUGGUUAAAUUUGAUUUUUUACUUUUUAUACAGUUGCAAGUGUAUUAUGCAAAAUUAGGUAACAUGGAGAAUCCUACCAUAGGGGAACAAUACAAUCUAAAGUGGAAUCUGCACGUUCCUAAUUUCAUUCACACUUUCAAUGAACACUUUGACAAUGAGGCUUUAGUGGAUGUUUCUCUGUUCUGUGAAGGCCGUUUGAUUAGAGCACAUAAACUCAUUUUGUCAGCGUGCAGUGAGUAUUUCCAGAAACUCUUUCAGGUGCAUAAAGAAGUACCACAUCCCGUGAUAUUCUUAAAUACGGGCCGAUUUACUGUCCUCAGGCAAAUCGUACAUUUUAUGUAUCAUGGAGAAGUCAGGGUAGCCGACAAAGAUUUACCCGAUGUUCUAGCUUUAGGUGAAUCCUUGCGGGUUAAAGGUUUAUCUUCUGUUAAGCUGCGUGAUAUGCCGGUAGAAGAAGCCAAAGCAAGUAACUCACUGCUAAAAGCCCGCAAAAUAGCGGAUAAACCUGUCCAAAAUACGAAUAUUAAAAGGCAAGAUGUACCAAACAAAUCGAUAUUGAGUGACGAGCCCAAAUUUGUUCCAAUGGCACCAGCCGUUACCUAUAGUAGACGGAAGAGUCCGAAAUUAACAAAACCGGUGGAAACACUUCCUGUUAUAUCGUCGGUCGUAUCUUUAGCUUCACCAAUCCCAAUUGUAGCCGGUGGGAGCUCACUUGUUAAACGAGAUAUUGCAAAUAAUGAAACACCCAAGUCAAGUACCAUCAAUGAAGAAGCGAAUAUUUCAGUUUCAAAACCGCCCCACGCUUUUAUGAUUUUUGCAAAGGAAUGGAGAAAAAAGUUGACCGUUGAGCAUCCAGAAGAGAACAAUAAAGAAAUCUCCGUGCGAUUGGGCGUUAUGUGGAAAAGUCUGUUGCCAGAAACAAAGAACAUCUACUACCGAGAAGCGAAAAGAGCGGAAGAUGAACACAAAUCAAAAUAUCCGAACUAUGAUAGUGCAUCUGGGAAGCUGAAGAGGAAAGCAGAUGUCCUGAGCGACAGUACAAAUAAUACAGAUGUAGGUUCUCUUGAUCGUCGAAAAAUUACCGAUAAUCAAGAAGAGAUAAAUAUUAGCGACAGUGAUUAAUAUAGCCGGAAAUCUAAAGCUUUUUCUGAUCAUUGAAGCUAAUUGUGUAAACUGUAAUAUUCAUUUUUGUGCCGAGUUUUUUUUGAAAAUUGUAACCAUCAACGGGAAUAAUUACAUUGCUGUAUGAAUA